Molecule: messenger RNA, 3543 nt
Organism: Homarus americanus (American lobster)
Lineage: Eukaryota; Metazoa; Arthropoda; Malacostraca; Decapoda; Nephropidae
Product: protein spaetzle 4-like
Exons: 9
Coding region: 552-2738 (728 amino acids)
Biological process (GO): regulation of Toll signaling pathway; central nervous system formation; innate immune response
Cellular component (GO): extracellular region
Molecular function (GO): growth factor activity; Toll binding
Source: RefSeq, a predicted model, not a curated record
GGUACCAGUUACUGCCGAGCCCUUGUCUAGAGCGCUAGGUCAGUAGUGCCCAUGUUAGCCAGCAUUGUGAGAGAUACGGGGUCUCCCGUUUGUUAGUGGCCUUGUGACGUGUUAUUACAGUGCCCCUUAAGUACACUCGGGACACUCAGAUACACCCGCCAGACAACUACACGCGCCUACACUCGUUGUGGCACAUGUCUGCAGGGAAAAUGUGCCAGUGUGUCAGUGAAGGUGUGACCAGGUCGGAGGAAACCCGACGGUGAAAAAUUGAAAUGCAUAUUUUUUCAUGAGAUUAAGAAAACUAACAUUACCUCAUUUAAUAAACGUUUAAUUGUUUGCGUAAAUUAUGAUGCUUGUAGAAAAACUGUUAAUGAACCCUAGACGUAGGUGUUUGAGGGUAUAAAUAAUAUUACUGUGUCCCAGUCAAGUGGUCUAGUGAAUACCCGGGUGUUGUGUUGCUCCAGCGAAUGUGUCACGCCAGGGAAGUUCAUCAUUAAUAAUCUGUGAGUGGAGAAUGCAAGAGAGGACGUAUUAGCGGGGUGCACUGCGUCAUGACCACCCCGAUAUACCGACUCCUUCCAGCACUGACCGCAUGGUGGGUGUCUGUGGGGAUGGUAUGGGCGGGUUACGACGAGUACAUGACGUGUGGAAGUGGCAACGAGCGCUAUGGCAGGCAGUUUCACCAUUUCCCUGAACUUCCUUGUGAUAUUUCUAGGAACAGCUGGUGUGAGAAUGCUGGCACCCAGUACCCAUGGAGUGCUGUUCGCCGUUUUGUAUAUGAAAAUCAGGGCCUGAUGAAGCGUAUGUAUGGCAACCAGCGCCACUACAAUGUGCUGAGGGCAGAGUUACUUAAUGACUUGUAUGAAGACAUGUUUGAUGAAAUGCCCACACGACAGCAUCAGUACCGGCAUCCAUCACCACCUAGUGCACGGUCAGCCAGGUACCAGAAUCCCUCGAACUCAAAUACAUUGAACUCCAAAACUGCAAAAUCAGAUAACAAACAAAGGGAUCACCAAAAUGGCCGAGCCAUGAAGGUAACCAUUGAGCCAGAGUACAACAGUAGAGAGCAACAAGUUCCCACUACUACCAUGCCAAAAUCCCAGUCUAAAGCUUCCAAAACUCAGGGAAAAACUACCACAACUGACACAAAUACCAGAAUGAGUGAUACUUCAGGUAGAAUUACCAGUAGUGCAACCACCAAGAGCACCAGAACAACUUCCAGGCAGACUUCUACCACUGGGACCACCACUAGUGACCCCCCAACUACAUUUAUGGACAAUGUACCAACUACAACAAAUAAUCGGUGGAACGAAGAAACCGAAGAUGGAGUAGAAGCAUCACUUACAAGGGAGUACCUGGCAACAGUAGAGAGAGACACCCAACCCACGCUCCUUCCUCCUGAACAAAGAGAAGAAGUUGAUCUCUUUGGAGACUUGUGGACAACACUCUCAGAUUCUUCCACCGACUCCUCUAGUUCAUCCUACACCAACCCUGGGUCAGCUGAGACUUACAGCAGUUAUACAUAUAUAACAGUACCUGAGACCUCUACCUCAGAAUCAUCUACUACCCAUUCAGGUGUACUUUAUGACAACCUUGAAAAUGAUGAUGGCCACUUCAGUGAGGGUUUUGUAUCCACUCCUUUAGAUGAGGAUGAUUUGACAACACUUACCCUCAGUGAUAGAGUUGACCAGGAGAUGAAGAGUAACAAAGAUGGAGUUGAUUUCAAUAAAGAUGAGAUAGACAUUGGCAUAGAAGAAGCUUUAAGUGGAGAUGGAAGUGUUGGUGGAGGACUCCCUAAUGAGGAAGGAGUGAUCUAUGGUGAAGAUGACUCAGUGGCAGAGAGUGCGGGUUUACAGUUGGAAUUACGGGAACAGGUCUUCGAUGAACUGAGGGUCGAAGGGAAUGUUAGGGAGGAAGUCAAGACUGAAUCACCUGAGGAGCCUCCUAGAAUAAAGAGACCGGUUCGUGGGAUAAAUGCUUGUCCAGUCAAGGAAGAGUUCGUAGCACCUUAUUGGGCCAACAACACACGUGGAGAGACCCUCGCCCUUCUCAACUUGUACCCCUUCGAGCAGUUUGUCCAGUGGGAAAGAUGCAUGUAUGAGCACCGUCAGAUGUACUGCAGAGCUGGGUGUCGCUGUGAGCAGCAGUACCGCCUGCACAAACUGUUAGCCUUUGACCCAACUAACGAAUGCCGUGGUAUUUUCAGUGACUGGUUCCGGUUCCCAUCAUGCUGUGUGUGCAAGUGCUAUGAUCUCCCCCAGGACAUGUUCACCAUGGCGUCUUCAUCCAGAAAACCACGAGUCAAUCAAGAUGAAGAUGAAGAAGAAGAAUAUGGUGUUUACUUUGAUGACGACGAUGCUGACUCCAAGGAAGAGGAAGCCGACUCGGGAGAUAAACGCAAGCACCCUCCUGUCAAGCCAGGCCCUCCUCUAGCUAACAUACCUCCUCAACGCCGACCUCGCCUACCCCCUAGACCUCAUUCUCAUAUUGCUCCACCAAGUCCUGGCCUUCUUCCACCACCACCUUCUCCAAAUACCUUACCUGUUAGAUCUUUCAGUUCUUCAAAGCCAAGCAGCAUGCAGACAAUACCAACAGAGUCACCUGAGGUAUCUACUUUAGGCACUGUAGAUGUUGCUACUCCCCAUUACUUCUUUAAUAUCUCAAAUUAUGCCCAUGUUCUCUUUGCCAAGGGUCACCCACUACCUCUUUCAAGAGUACCAAGAAGUCCUGGGGUUUAGGUCAUACACUGCUCAGUUUUCAUCUUAUUAAAUGAAACUUAUUUAAAAUUCUAAUGCAGCUGCAAAUAGUGUAUAUUAAAUUAAUGCAGUUUUUAUAUAAAAUAGCAGAUACAGUAUUUUCAUAUUAAAAUGAUAGUUAAUUUUUGUAGUCAUUCAGGGUGCCCAAAUUAGUUGUGGUGAUUACAUUUAUAAAUUGUUCAUACUCCAUCAGUUAUUUAGGAUUUUAUAGCCAUAAUAGUUUAAGAAUAUAAUACACAGGCAGUACCCGAGUUAUGAACGACUGACUUACGAACACCGCACUUACAAAUGGGAUCCCAAUACUGUAUAUUCAUCACAAUAAUCUGAAACUAAAAUCUCAAUUUUUCCACAAGUUAAUUAUUCUAUAUUGUUUAACGUCCCUUUAUUUACAUUAUUUGUUAUGUUGGGGAUAUUAACGUUGUUUUGUAAGGGCAGGGUUAUGCUUUAACCUAACCUAACCUAACCUAAUCUGUGGAAUUAACACUGUUCCGACUUACAAACAGGGUUGAGAGACGUAACCCAUUCAUAACUCAGGGACUGCCUGUAUAUAUGGCAGUAUACAUUGUUUAACUUAUUUGUUAUUGUAAGUUAAUGGAGCUGGUAUCCAUUACUAUUUUAUAGAAUAUAUAUACUUUUAUUUACAUAGACUACUGUAGAAUACUAGAGUAUAAAUGCAGUUCAUUGGAUUAUUUAUACAGGUAUAUGAAAUUUUCCUAACAAGGCAGGUAUGUACUGUACAUGAAACCAGACUUGUUGCAAAACUGAAAAAGUAAAAUUAUAAAUGAUU